This is a messenger RNA of Triticum dicoccoides, 804 nucleotides long. RefSeq names its product myosin-10-like. The transcript has 2 exons. The record is from RefSeq and is a predicted model, not a curated record. Bases 1 to 702 code for a protein of 233 amino acids. Lineage: Eukaryota; Viridiplantae; Streptophyta; Magnoliopsida; Poales; Poaceae.
AUGCCCACGACCCUAGGUGUAGCCAAAAAGGUCUUGACACUGGGGCACAAGGUGCGAGAGCUGGAGCGCCAAAACACCGGACUAUCCGGUGAGCUGUCCAAGCAAACGGAGGACACCCGGAAGGCGGGCCUGCUCUUCAUGAAUGCUGCCGAUAGGUACCAAGAGGAAGCUAAGAAGCAAAUUAGGGCAAAGGCAGAGGAAUUGGAGAACACGAGGAAGGCAGGUCCGAUGCUAAUGAACACCGCUGAUACAUACCAAGAAGGGGCAAUGAAGCAAAUUAAGGAGAAGGCGGGGGAGCUGGAGGACGCGAGGAAGGCGGUUUUGGCGCUCAUGAAAGCAGCAGAUGCGUACCAGGAAGAAGCGAAGAAGAAAAUUAAGGAUAAGGUGCAGGAGCUGAAGGUCAUGGGGGCACAGAAGGCAGAGCUGGAUGCGAGGGUAGAAUCUUUGGAGUCAAGGCUCAAGGCAGCUCUGGCAAAGAACUUGGAGUUGGAGGAUGAUUAUGGUAAGGUGCAGGCUGCAAAUGAUAACCUUCGGCUGGAGGUUGAGAAAGAUGCAUCUGCAAAGGCAUUUGAUGCUGAGAAGGAAGAAAUCUUGACGGAAUUGGAGGACCUUAAGAUGAAGGUGGAGGUAACUCAAGCCAACAAGGAUUUGAUGGAGGGUGAAAAUGAUAAACUUCAAUUGGACGCUUUCACAGGAAUAUAGCUUGCUGGAAAGCAUGAGCUGAGAUGCUCAACAUGCAAUUAGGUACCUUGCCUCAGGCGAAGGAUGUAGAAAUCAUGAGAUAAUAAGGAUCCCUCAAGCGGA